AUGGCUGCCAAGCGACUCAAGAUUGCCGUCCUGGACGAUUACCAGCAUGCGUCUGAGAAGCACUUUGCAAAGUUCAAAGAUCAACAUGAGAUUGUUUACUUUCCAGAUACGCUGCUGCCUUACAACGGCCCAGACACCCCGCAGUCCGUCAAGGAUGAGCUGGUCAAGAGGCUUGAGCCCUUUAACGUCAUAAGUACUGUGAGAGAGCGGACGCCUUUCCCUGCAGAGCUGGUGAAUCGGCUGCCCAACCUCCAGCUUCUCAUGACACAGGCGCGACGCAACCUGUCAUUGGAUCUCGAUGCCUUCAAGGCGCGGGGUAUCCCCGUUGCAACAGCGGUCCAUGUCCAUGCCACCGAUGAGAACGCCGUCGAGAGCACAGUUGAGCACAUUGUAACCAUGAUCUUGGCCCUCGCGAGGAACAUUGCAGCAGACGACGCAGCAAUGAAAGCGGGCCUAUGGCAAACCGGCCUCUGCACUUCCCUAUCUGGAAAGACUCUGGGUAUCAUCGGGCUUGGCCGUCUGGGCGGCGCUGCAGCUCGUAUCCUUCACAUUGGCUUUGGCAUGAAGAUUAUUGCCUGGAGCCAGAACUUGACUCAAGAGGCUGCCGAUGAACAAGCAGUGCACUUCAACUUGCCAGUCACAACCUCUACCGGGGAAAAGACUUUCAAAGUCGUCAGUCGAGAAGAGCUCUUCAGUACCUCUGAUGUCGUCAGCUUGAACUAUGUGCUCUCAGAUCGCACUCGAGGGUUUAUCACAUCCAAAGACUUUGACCUGAUGAAGCCAUCGGCCUUCUUCCACAACACGUCAAGAGGCCCGCUUGUUAACGAACAAGAUCUGCUCAACACCCUCAAGGCCGGCAAGAUUCGAGGCGCCGCGCUCGAUGUCUUCUGGCAGGAACCUCUUCCUGUUGACAGCGAGUGGAGGAGCUCUGAAUGGGGUAAGAAUGGCCGGAGUCAUUUGCUAAUCACGCCGCAUACCGGCUAUGUUGAAGAGAUGGCCAUCAACGGCUUCUAUGAGCAGGCGACUAGGGAUUUGCAAGCCUGGAUUGAAGGAAAGGAGCUACCUCUGAGGCUUGUCUAA
Trichoderma virens Gv29-8 is the source of this 1080-nucleotide messenger RNA. RefSeq lists its product as uncharacterized. The record is from RefSeq and is a predicted model, not a curated record. NCBI's taxonomy places the organism in Eukaryota, Fungi, Ascomycota, Sordariomycetes, Hypocreales, Hypocreaceae. The transcript is spliced from 2 exons. The coding region runs from base 1 to 1080 and encodes 359 amino acids. Gene Ontology annotation, molecular function: oxidoreductase activity, acting on the CH-OH group of donors, NAD or NADP as acceptor; NAD binding.